ACCAGGUACCCGAGGAGGAGAAGGAUGUGAUGAGGGACCAGGACCUAGCUGAGGCUCUGGACUCUGUAGGUGGGGAUGUGGACUCUGAGAAGGGAACCAUCAGUCAGGUCCAAGACCUCCCGCCCCCUCAGAAAGCCAAGCUUUGGAUGAUUGCUCUGAAUGUGGCGGGUAAAGGAGACAGCCUGUCCUCGUGGGAUGGCGCUAUGGACUUACCGGAACAGACGCUUAUACACGACCGAAGCCAGCAGCUGAUUGAUCAGCUGGGGCUGACGGCAGAGGAGGGCAGGGAUCUGGUGGGUGACGUGGAGGCGGUGAUCACCUUCUACUGCAAGUCGCGGAACGUGACGUUCACGGCCGAGCUCGGCUGGCCCGACCUGCUGAAACCCCUGCUGGGCCUUCAGCUCGCCCGCAGCGAUCUCUACAACUGCUUCUACGCCAUCAUGAAUAAAUACAUCCCCAGGGACUGUGUGCCCAAGGGUCGACCGUUCCACCUGUACAGACUCCUGCUGCAGUACCACGAGCCUGAACUCUGCUCCUUUUUGGACACCAAGAAAAUCACGCCGGACUCGUAUGCCAUGCAAUGGUUGGGCAGCCUGUUCUCCAGCCACAGUCUUCCUGAUGUCACCCAGGCCUUUUGGCACAUUUAUUUCCAGCAGGCCGAUCCCUUCCUCAUCUUCUUCCUCAUGCUCGUCAUUCUCGUUAACGCCAAAGACAUGAUUUUUGCCCAAGAAGGUGACAGUAAGGAGGAGCUCAUAAAAAUGUUGGAACAGUCCCCAAGCUCACUGGAAGCUAAUGACAUUGAGGAUCUGAUCUCACUGGCACAGUAUUACCAAAGCAAGACUCCCGUCUCGCUCAGAAAGGAGAACCAGAACCUGUUCGGCAGCAGUCUCGUGGCUCUGAAGGAGGAGGACAUGGACCUGAGUCAGGCUUUGUGUCUCCCUGUCUCUGUCCCCGAGAUUCUGCAGGCAAAUCAUCUUCAGUCGGAUGGAGUGCGCUUCUUUGUAGUGGACUGUCGACCAGCUGAGCAGUACAAUGCCGGGCACCUGUCCACUGCCUUUCACCUAGACUCAGAUCUGAUGCUGCACAAUCCAGCUGAGUUUGCGUUGUCUGUGAAGUCUCUGUUGGAGACUCAGAAGCAGUCUUUGGAGUCCGGUUCAGUGGCCAGUGGAGAACACUUGUGCUUUAUGGGUAGCGGGCGAGAGGAGGAGGACAUGUACAUGAACAUGGUGCUCGCCCACUUUCUGCAGAAAAACAAGGAGUUUGUCAGCAUAGCAAAAGGUGGAUUUAUGGCACUACAGCAGCACCUUGCAGACAUCAACGUCGAAGGACCAGACAAUAGCUACGUCCACUGGAUUGUGAGCACAUCAGGAUCCCACAGCAGCCUUAGCUCAGUAGAUGGGGACAUAAAUGGCACAGAUGGCAAAGGGGUCAAGUCCCUGGUUAACAAAAUGACCUUUGCCCUCAAAUCCAAGUCGGUUAAUGUGAAAGAGAAGGUGAUCAGCUUCAUUGAAAACACCUCGACGCCAGUGGACAGAAUAUCUUUCAAUCUGCCCUGGCCAGAGAAGGGGAUACCUGAUCGGCAUGUGAGCAGCAGUGACCGGGUGGGUAAACCCUACAGAGGCGUGAAGCCCGUCUUCAGCAUCGGCGACGAGGAGGAAUACGACACUGAUGAGAUCGACAGCUCUUCGAUGUCGGACGACGACCGCAAAGAAAUCGUCAACAUACAGACGUGGAUUAGCAAGCCAGAUGUGAAGCACCACUUUCCAUGUAACGAGGUGAAAGAGACUGGACACAUGUUCCCCAGCCACUUGCUGAUCACAGCGACACACAUGUACUGCCUGAGAGAGAUCGCUGCACGGAAAGGUUUCGCCUACAUCCAGUCCAGACAGGCCUUAAGCUCAGUGGUGAAAAUCACCUCGAAAAAGAAGCACCCGGAGCUGAUCACCUUCAAAUUCGGCAGCAACAACUCGGCCGGGGUGGAGAUUGUGGCUGUGGAAAGGUAUUUGAUCCCAAACGCCGGCGAUGCCACCAAAGCCAUUAAGCAGCAGAUUAUGAAGGUGCUGGAUGCCCUGGAGAGCUCGUAGAGACUCUGAUGCUUCACCCGUGUAUCGUCAGACUGCCGUGCGUCUCAGCACAUCAGUGCAGAGGGACAGGAGGGGGCGCUCUCUCCCCUCUCCUGAUUCCCUCUGUAUCACUUUACUGACCGGCAGUAUUACUGACCACACCCACAGGAGCUCACGGACACUCGGACGUCUUUAAAGGUUAGAACCUCGGUGUUUUGGUUCCAGUCCAGAAGAUUCACCCUGUAUGUGUCAGUUUAGUCUGAAUGGUUGUGAUGCUAAUCCACAGCUGGAGGGCAACACCACACCAGGACUAAAGACUCCAGAUUAGUUUUGCGUUUGUCUCGUUUAAUUUAUUAUAUACUCAUCGUUAAGCCUUUUAAUUGCUGCAGUAACAUUUAAAGACGAACUGAGCAGUAUUUAUGCCCGAGAGUUGAGACUACUGAUCGUUUAUAUACUGUUUAUCCAAAACAUCUGGAUCACGGUGGGGUACCAAACACCAAAUAAUGGUUAUAGCUCUAAUUGUAUGUUAACAAUAAGCCUGUUAACAGUCAUGCUUCAUCAGAAGUGCUUUAAGAGCCACUUAAACAAACCCAAAUAAACAAUACACUAAACAAAUCAACCGUCUUAAGGAUUCUUUAAAGAAAGUAAGCAACACUAUAUGGACAUUCCUUCUAAUUUAGGAUUUUAAGAGUUUCAGGUGUAAAAAAAGGUCUUAAAAAAUAAAAAAACUCAUGUCUCCAACUUUGUGGCAAUUAUUUGGGGAAGGGCCUUUCCUGUUCUGGCCUGAAUCUACCCCGUGUGUAAAGAUGUGGUUUGACUUGGUUUGACGGCCUGCACAGAGCCCUGACUUUACCCCCGCUGUUGUACACCUUAGUAAUCGGUUGGAAUGUUAAUUGUGUCCAGCAUCGGUGCCUGCCCUCAAAAAAUCUCUUUAGACUAAAUUGGCACAGAGCCCCACAGACACACUCCAAAACAUGCUAUAGCUGCAAAUCACCUGAAUUCUCAAAUGUAUGGUCUGACCUUUAUCAUAAUAAAAUAAUAAUUACUGACAUAGCAAUCUAACAAAAUGUUUGAUUCAUUGCUUACACAGAUCAGGGGGGCGCCUACAAGAACAACGAUUGGUUUGUUGUUCAAGGGUGGAUGUCUGAAAGGAUUCCUCAUAACUGCUGCAAUUGCGACCUCUGCUGGCUGGUUGAUGGUGCUGCACAGAGUCGAGGACUAAUGCGUUGAUCAGGGUGUGGCUCUCCGUACACAAAGCUGAUCCGCAUAUGAACUCGCCUCGUGCAUGUGAAAAGAUGCGGCCGGCUACCGCACACGUGUCGGAGGGGGCGUGUGUCAGUUACGGCUCUCCUCAACCAGGGUGGAGGUCAACAUCAGUAGAGAGGAAGCACAAUCCAAUUUAGUCGUAUCCAAUUACCCUGAUUGCGAUUUUGCUCUGUUAACGACCGGCCGGGCAAAACGACUUACAAUACUGUGACAGUAUACAGUCUGAGCAAUUAAAGGUUAAGGGUCUUGCUAAAGAGCCCAACAGCAGCAACCUGGCGGUGGUGGGGCUUGAACCGACGACCUUCUGGUUACUAUUCCAGUACUUUAACCACUAGGCUACAGCUGCAAUGUUCAACGGUUAAUGACAGGCUGGUCCGAGGGAGGCAGGGUCGUAUGGAUUCCUCAUAAGUGCUGCAGUUACGACCUCUGCUGGCUGAUCGAGGGCGCUGCACAGAGACGGGGGAUAAUGGACUCUCCGUGCACGAUACGGAUCUCCGCAUGUACCCACAUCGUGCACACGUGUCUGAGAGGGUCUGCAGCAGUAAAGGAAGUAAAAUGCGAUCUGGGAAUUGGAUACGACUACAUAUAAAGAAAAUUGAGGGGAAAACUGUUAAAAAAAUUGUAAUAAGAGUGUGUUUACAUGCACACGAAUGAUUUCCUGAUUCUACCACCACACUGCUGUGUCUCCAAACUAUGUCGAAAUAGUACAGAUACCAUCAUCAUGUGAUCCUCUCUAUCCUUCCUAAACGAAACCCCAAUUUGUGCUCCUUUACCAGUCUGACCAGUCUGGAGAAACAUACUGUACUCAUCGAACUGCACAACGCUCCAUGUGAUGCACAUUUUUAGUCGCUUUUUAUGUAAAUCAUUCAUAAACCAUGCCUAACCCAUCGCCGUUUCUCUCGCACGUCUGUCUGUGCUUGCAGCCUCGUGCUUUACAGGCCGAAUCAUUUUGUAUAUACUGUAAAACUGUAUGUAACGUGAGCUUUGAGAAAAUGUAUUUAUGAACGAACACUGAAAAUGCCAAUCCCUGUUGAUUUGGGCUCCCUCGAGUCGAGCAAGGACGAUAUUCUGUUAAGUAUUUAACGUUAACGGCACUGUUUUAACGAGCAGCAUCGCACCAGUGUGAUAACUGACCGACGAUAUAUCAUCAUUACUCAUUAUAAAACACACUUUUCUGUUUGGGAACUGAACUGUAGGACGUGCUAAGACGUGAUUUGUUAAUAUUAUCUAAUGAAUGAACUGUUUGAUUUGUGGUUUCAUCAUUUUCUUUCAUGUUCUCUCCAUAAAUCUUGGCUUUUGAGCUGCUCUGUUUAAACCGCACUAUCGUUUAUCGUUCUUUGUAAAUUCUUUCCUUUUAAUAAAUUUACAAAUAGUCUAAA
Messenger RNA from Trichomycterus rosablanca, 4708 nucleotides. It is a transcript of the gene tbc1d23, whose product is annotated as TBC1 domain family, member 23. The record is from RefSeq and is a predicted model, not a curated record. Gene Ontology annotation, cellular component: trans-Golgi network. NCBI's taxonomy places the organism in Eukaryota, Metazoa, Chordata, Actinopteri, Siluriformes, Trichomycteridae. The transcript has 19 exons. The coding region runs from base 30 to 2084 and encodes 684 amino acids. Gene Ontology annotation, biological process: embryonic brain development; retrograde transport, endosome to Golgi.